This is a messenger RNA of Ananas comosus (pineapple), 630 nucleotides long. RefSeq lists its product as uncharacterized. NCBI's taxonomy places the organism in Eukaryota, Viridiplantae, Streptophyta, Magnoliopsida, Poales, Bromeliaceae. The record is from RefSeq and is a predicted model, not a curated record. Bases 1 to 630 code for a protein of 209 amino acids. The transcript has a single exon.
AUGGCGCCAUUCGAGGCCCUAUAUAGAAAGAAGUGUUGCUCUCUUAUUCAUUGGAGCGAUGUAGGGGAGAGGGUGGCUCUUGGUCCCGAUGUGGUGCGGGAGGCGAAGGAGAAAGUUCACCUUGCCCGCCAACGACUUGCGACAGCGCAAUCUCGGCAACAAAGUUAUGCCGACAAGCGGAGAAAGGAUUUAAAGCUCGCGGUUGGAGACCGCGUAGUUUUGAAAGUAUUGCCGAUGCAAGGCGUAAGGAGGUUUGGUAUCCGCGGGAAGCUAAGUCCCCGGUAUGUCGGACCAUUCAAGAUUUUGGAGCGCGUCGGUGCCGUGGCUUACAAGCUUGCAUUACCACCAAGGCUUGCGGGAGUUCAUAACGUAUUUUAUGUGUCAAAUCUCCGCAAGUAUGUACGAAACUCGACGCAUGUGUUAGAGUAUGAACCUGUGGAGUUGAGCGAGGAUAUGACUUAUGAGGAAUAUCUAGUUUGUAUACUUGAUAGAGAGGAAAAUAAGUUGCGGAAUCGCACAAUUCCUUAUGUCAAAGUCCAGUGGAGCAAUUAUGCGGUGCGUGAAGCCACUUGGGAGCUUGAGGAGACAAUGAGGAAGAUGCAUCCUCACUUGUUCGAGUCGACGAGCUAA